Alligator sinensis (Chinese alligator) is the source of this 3600-nucleotide messenger RNA. RefSeq names its product SLIT and NTRK like family member 4 (gene SLITRK4). The record is from RefSeq and is a predicted model, not a curated record. The coding region runs from base 70 to 2583 and encodes 837 amino acids. Gene Ontology annotation, cellular component: membrane; glutamatergic synapse. The transcript has a single exon. Gene Ontology annotation, biological process: positive regulation of synapse assembly; axonogenesis; regulation of presynapse assembly. NCBI's taxonomy places the organism in Eukaryota, Metazoa, Chordata, Crocodylia, Alligatoridae. Gene Ontology annotation, molecular function: protein binding.
UCUUUCCUUCUUUCUUUAGAUUCUCUCUCUUUGUUCAGGAGCGUAAGGUUGCUUGCUGAGCACAAGAAGAUGUUUCUGUGGCUCUUUCUGCUUUUGUCGUCCCCAGCUGCUUCUACAAAUGCAGAUGCCGACACCUCCGUGGAAAUUUGCAACGUGUGCUCCUGCGUUUCGGUCGAGAACGUGCUGUAUGUCAACUGCGAGAAGGUUGCAGUCUACAGACCAAAUCAACUCAAACCACCUUGGUCUAAUUUUUACCACCUCAAUUUUCAAAACAACCUGCUCAUUAUUCUGUAUCCAAAUACAUUUCUUAAUUUCACCCAUGCGGUGUCCCUGCAACUGGGUAACAAUAAAUUACAGAACAUCGAGGGAGGAGCCUUCCUGGGUCUCAGUGCACUAAAACAGUUGCACUUGAACAACAAUGAAUUAAAGAUUCUCCGAGCUGACACUUUCCUUGGCAUAGAGAACUUGGAGUAUCUCCAAGCUGACUACAAUUUAAUCAAGUAUAUUGAACGGGGAGCCUUCAAUAAGCUUCACAAGCUGAAAGUCCUCAUCCUUAAUGACAAUCUGAUUUCAUUCCUUCCCGAUAAUAUUUUUCGAUUUGCUUCUUUAACCCAUCUGGAUAUACGAGGAAAUCGAAUACAGAAGCUUCCCUACAUUGGAGUUCUGGAGCACAUUGGGCGAGUCGUCGAAUUGCAGCUGGAAGAUAACCCGUGGAAUUGUACUUGUGAUCUCUUGCCUUUGAAGGCAUGGCUGGAGAACAUGCCCUAUAACAUCUACAUUGGGGAAGCUAUCUGUGAAACUCCCAGUGAUUUGUAUGGAAGGCUUUUGAAAGAAACCAAUAAGCAAGAGUUAUGCUCCAUGGGAACGGGGAGCGAUUUUGAUGUGCGCAUUCUGCCUCCUUCCCAGUUGGAGCCUGGAUACAGCACACCUAACGGCCACACGACACAAACAUCAAUGCACCGGUUAGUCACCAAGCCCCCGAAAACUACAAAUCCUUCCAAGAUCUCGGGAAUAGUAGCCGGCAAAGCGCUCUCCAACCGCAAUCUCAGUCAGAUCAUCUCUUAUCAGACCAGGGUUCCUCCUCUGACUCCUUGCCCCGUCCCGUGUGUUUGCAAAACGCAUCCUUCUGAUUUGGGAUUAAGUGUCAAUUGCCAAGAAAGAAAUAUAGAAUCGAUGUCUGAACUGGUACCGAAACCUUUAAAUGCCAAGAAACUGCAUGUCAAUGGCAACUACAUUAAGGACGUGGACACCUCAGAUUUCAUUGACUUCGAAGGGCUGGAUUUGCUACAUUUAGGCAGCAAUCGGAUUUCAGUAAUCAAAGGGGAGGUUUUCCGCAACCUUACAAAUUUAAGGAGAUUGUACCUUAAUGGCAAUCAAAUUGAGCGGUUGAGUCCUGAAAUAUUUGCCGGCCUCCACAAUUUGCAAUAUCUGUAUUUGGAAUACAAUGUUAUCAAAGAAAUUUUAGCAGGCACCUUUGACUUAAUGCCCAAUUUGCAGUUACUCUACUUGAACAACAAUCUUCUGAGAAGUCUGCCAGCGUACAUUUUUGCUGGUGCUCCCCUUGCCAGACUGAAUCUAAGGAACAAUCAUUUCAUGUAUUUACCUGUAAGUGGCGUUCUUGAUCAGCUAAAAUCUCUUACACAAAUUGAUCUGGAAGGUAAUCCGUGGGACUGUACUUGUGAUUUAGUCGCUUUAAAACUCUGGCUGGAAAAGCUCAAUGAAGGAAUUGUGGUGAAGGAAUUAAAAUGUGAAACGCCUGUUCAGUUUGCUAACAUUGAACUUAAGUCACUCAAAAACGAGAUCUUGUGCCCUAAACUUUUAAACAAGCCAUCUGCUUUGUUCACGAGUCCUGCUCCUGCCAUCACUUUUACUACACCCCUGGCUCCAAUUCGGAGCCCUCCCGGUGGCCCAGUUCCAUUAUCCAUCCUGAUCUUAAGCAUAUUAGUCGUGCUCAUUCUAACGGUCUUCGUUGCUUUUUGCCUCCUCGUCUUUGUGCUUCGGCGCAACAAAAAACCAACCGUAAAGCACGAAGGCAUUGGGAACCAAGAGUGCAGUUCCAUGCAACUGCAGCUAAGAAAGCACGACCACAAGUCAAACAAAAAGGAUGGACUAUGUGCAGAGGCCUUCAUUCCUCAAACCAUUGAGCAGAUGAGCAAAAGUCACACCUGUGGCUUGAAAGACUCGGAAACAGGCUUCAUGUUUGGUGAUCCCCAAGGGCAAAAAGUCAUUCUGAGAAACCUGAAUGACAAGGAAAAAGAUUUGUUGCAUGUGGAUACCAGGAAAAGACUUAGCACAAUUGAUGAGCUGGAUGAGUUGUUCCCUGGGAGGGAUUCCAAUGUGUUUAUUCAGAAUUUCCUUGAGAGUAAAAAAGAAUACAACAGCAUAGGAGUCAGUGGCUUUGAAAUCCGCUACCCCGAGAAACAACAAGACAAAAAAACCAAGAAAUCACUAAUAGGUGGUAAUCAUAGUAAAAUUGUAGUAGAGCAAAGAAAGAGUGAAUAUUUUGAACUAAAAGCUAAACUUCAAGGUUCACCUGACUACCUACAAGUCCUUGAAGAACAAACAGCUUUGAAUAAAAUAUAGGUCAUGCAAUCUUAUUUCCUACAGAGGACAUUUAUUUAAUGAUGAAAGUGCCUUUUGUUGACUUUUAACUUCCAAAUACAAUAUAAUAUUGGUAGGCAUAGAGGCAGGUGUAUCCAAGGGUGUCUGAUUAACUGUAGCUGCAUCUGGUUUGUCAAGUAGAGGAGAAAGUCCUUAAUAGAUUUUCCUACAUAAAGCUCGUGCCCUGUGGAAUCCUGUAGGGAUACUGCAAACUCUAUUGCCAAAGGGAUGCUUUAUACACAUAUUACACUGAAUUUAACCUCAAGAGGCAUAUAUGUUUUGUACCUUAAAUGCAAAACCUUCGUCUCCUUGUGAUUUGUUAGAGCAAACACAAGAAAACUGGUACCAGAGUUUGUACCUCAGCUGGGUCCUUCAUCUUGCACGUGGAUUAAGGUGGUGGAACUGGAGCAAUCCUUUGAUUUGUGGUGUUGUAAUGGCACUGUUUAAAGAUUAUCUGAAAAGUAAAAAGCAUGCAAAGAGAGAACAUUCGAUAGUAUGUGUAAAUUGGUUACAUUUAUGGCCUGCAUCUUGAAACCACUGGAUUUAUAAUGUUAAAUUGUGCAAAUAUUUGUUUAGAAUAUACCAUGCAUUACAUACCUAUGAAAUAAAUCUGACCACUUGAAGCAUACCUGUCUAUAUAUAAAAUUAAAAAAAAAAAAGAAAGAAAAAAGUUCCAACUGACGUCAACAGCAUUUGUGCGAUUUGAAGAAAACAUUUGACAUUUAUGCAGAAUCUAAUGUAUGACUCAAAUCCAAUUAAGACUAGAGGUCCUUCUCAGUUACAUGAAACACCUACAACCCCAAAAGGUUGUCCAAAAUUUUCAAAGUGCUUACUGUGUGAGCGUAGCAGAAAUUAUUUUUGUAAUAUAAUUCAUAUUUAUGAAAUACUUUGUAUACUAAAUAGGAAGAUAUGUACUCCUUAUUAUGUAUUUAAUAUGCCUGACUUGUUUUCCUGAUCACAGUGCAUUAAUCAUUCAAUAUAAAUUAAAACAGAACAAUA